Durio zibethinus is the source of this 354-nucleotide messenger RNA. The record is from RefSeq and is a predicted model, not a curated record. NCBI's taxonomy places the organism in Eukaryota, Viridiplantae, Streptophyta, Magnoliopsida, Malvales, Malvaceae.
AUGAGUUCCGAUCUGAUUUCUACUUUCUUGGGCCGCCGUCUUCCAUCUAGAGCAGUACAAGUGGGUGUAUUGAAUUCAGGAUUCCAAGGUUUGACAGAGAUGGUUGAUUUUGCCGUGGUUCAGAAGCUUCAUGUUUCAAACAUAUUCCAUAAAUCUUUCAUAGAGGUUAAUCAAGAAGGGACAGAGGCUGCUACUAGAAGAUGUGACUGGAGUUGCAUGUUCUGUUCAUUACUCGUGUUCAAUCCUCUUGAAUGCUUGCUGAAUAUACAUCUUGAACGACCUUUCAGAUUCAGCAUACAUGAAAAAAGGUCAACAGUGCCAUCUUCAAUGACUGCCAGGAAGCUAAAAGCUUAA